Molecule: messenger RNA, 783 nt
Organism: Lycium barbarum (goji berry)
Lineage: Eukaryota; Viridiplantae; Streptophyta; Magnoliopsida; Solanales; Solanaceae
Exons: 3
Coding region: 1-783 (260 amino acids)
Source: RefSeq, a predicted model, not a curated record
AUGGCUUCCGUUCAGAAGCUCGAGUCGCAGAUGCAAGAUAUUUCCAGAAAACAACACCCUCCACAAAAGGGAGGACUUCCUAGUGACACUAUUCUGAAUCCGAAGAAUGGGGGAGGUGGUGUAGACCGUGUUUAUGCUCUCAGUAAUCGGAGUGGUAAAAUACUCCAAAAUGCUGAAAAGAAGGUUGAUAAUGUUCCAGUAAGUUCUAAAAAGCAUGAACGUAGCACUGACAUUAGCAAGUCAACAGUUAAAGGGACUUUUCAUCCUUUAACUCAAUUAUUGAAAGCCACACCUCCCUUUCCUCAGAGAUUGGCAAAGAAGACCGAAGAUGCUAAAUGUCAGAGGUUCUAUGAUCAGUUGAAGCAGUUUUCCAUGAACAUCCCUUUUCUUGAUGCCUUUCAAAAGAUGCCAAGGUUUGCCAAAUAUUUGAAGGAGUUGUUGACUAAGAAGAAACAUAUCAAGCAUGACACUCAUCAUUUUGCUCGCGAUUUAUGUGAUAACGGGGCUAGCAUAAAUCUCAUGCCUCUUGCUAUCUAUAGGCCAUUGGGUUUGGAAAUGCCUAGACCUACCACUGUGCAAUUGCAGAUGGCUGAUAGAUCUGUUAAAAAGCCAGUUGGAGUUAUGGAUGAUGUGAUUUUUAGGGUUGGUGAAUUCUUGUUGCCUGUUGAGUUUGUAAUCCUUGAUUGUAUUGUUGAUAGGGAUAUUCCUAUUAUCUUGGGAAGACCUUUCCUUUCUAUAGGAAAGGCUUUUAUGGAUUCUGAAAAGAAUGAAAUCAAAUUUUGA